GCGUCACCUUCACACAGCAAGUGCCUUUACUUGAACAGAAGAGGUAGAAGGAAGAGGAAGGUAGCUGGGAGGGCAAGAGAAAAUAAAUCUCAGGAGUGUGUCUACACGCACCAGAGGAGCGUCACUUUACUUCACAGAGAAGGCAAGAGAAGCGCACAGAAACAGACGGGAAGAGGCAGCUGUGUAGGAGCAUCACAGUGUUGCCGGUGCUGGCAGAGCAUGCAGAGUGGAGACAGGGGAAUCCACUGGCACUGUUGAUCCCGGUGUCCCUGGCAAAAGCUGCUUAAGCAGGAGACAGAAAACGACGAAGCAGGCAGGAUCUCGCCAAGGGGGCAGCAUUUUACAGCGACAACGAAGCGUGGAGACAGCUGAAACCUGAACACAACACACACACAUACAAACAGCUGAGCAGAGAAGGACAGUCAGACACGCAUUGCAUUUAAAAAUCCCACCAAACCCACUUUUUUUUUUUUUUCCUUUUCUGAAAUGCACACACUGGUUCAAGAAAAAAAGAAAAUGUUUCAUCUUCUUGCUCAUGGAUUUUGGAUGAUAAAGGUAAAAACUUCUGGGAAGGAAUUUCUUUUUUAAGCACGACUUACUACAGAAAUUUUUUUUUUACUAACUUUACCACUUUUUCUUUAAUGGAGUUGGGAUUUUUAAACUCUUGAAGCACAACAAAAAAUACCCUUGAUUCGUAGCUGCAGAAAAUGAGAGCUGUCUUGGUGACCAUUACGAUGUCUCCCCCUGCUUCAGUCUGAGCAGUAAGUGGAUUAUGAUGGCAGUAUUUGGGGAUUUCUCUUUUGCUUAAGAAAGAAAGAAAGAAAGAAAGAAGCCUAUCUAUGAGUUGUGGAUUUAUGUCUGUCAAAGGGGAAGAUUUUCCGCAUUUUCUCCUUUCUUCUCCUGUGGAUUACAUAUGGGUUUUGUGAUCUCCGAAUGCAGUCUCAUGGAUGAUCGCUCACUGCCAGUUAUUAGGAUAAAGUACAAAAAGGGACACAAGUGAGUAUUCAGCUGGAUUUUUAUCUCUCAAGUCAAAGCUUGCAUAAAGCAAAGCUGUCGAAAGUGAUUCUAUAACGAAAGCACAACGCAGCAUCAUUUUUCCUGUUUUAAUAACUCAUGUAACUCACUGAUUGAGCUGUUAUGUCCAAGGAAUGAUGAUGAAGUUGUAAGAGGUGGCUCGGGCACAAACGGAGAUUGAUUGAAGUGAUCUGUGUGAAUCCAAUUAAUGCACAUUGGAUUCUUGCCAAGACAAAAGCAAUGGAGGGGAGCACCACCGUCUAGCAUCUGAUCCCCUCCUCACUGGAUAAACUGAGGAACCUCUACUCUCCCUCCUGAACAACACUCCUCCUCCUUCUCCUCCCUUUUCACCCAGGCAAGAAUGGUACCCCCACCCCCCACCAACAAGCCCCACGUGUGCCUGUCCACCAUUCUUAUCAUGAGCAGCAUGGCACUGAUCGAUGCUUACCUGGUGGAGCAGAACCAUGGACCCCGUAAGAUUGGCAUCUGCAUCAUGGUGAUGGUGGGAGACAUCUGCUUCUUAAUUGUGUUGCGGUAUGUGGCUGUGUGGGUGGGUGCUGAAGUACGUACCGCUAAACGAGGCUAUGCCAUGAUCCUCUGGUUCCUUUACAUCUUUGUGCUGGAGAUCAAGGUCUACUUUGUAUAUCAAAACUACAAAGCAGACAGGAAGAGCUUGGACGCUCUUGCAAGGAAAGCCUUGACACUGCUGCUGUCUGUUUGCAUUCCAGUUCUUUUUGUGGUGCUUGUAGCUAUAGACCACAUGGAAUAUGUUCGCGCCUUCAAGAAGCGCGAGGAGAUCCGAAAUCGACUCUUCUGGGUGGUGGUGGACUUGCUUGACGUACUGGACAUCCAAGCCAAUCUGUGGGAGCCUCAAAAGAAAGGUCUACCUCUAUGGGCAGAGGGCCUGAUGUUCUUCUACUGCUACAUCCUGCUGCUUGUGCUACCCUGUGUGUCCUUGAGUGAGAUCAGCAUGCAGGGCAUCAACAUCGUCCCCCACAAAAUGCUUCUGUACCCAAUCCUCAGCUUGGUGACCAUCAACAUUAUUACACUCUUCAUCCGUGGAGGGAACAUGAUCCUGUACAGGGAUGCCAGAGUAUCUGGGAUCCUCAUUGGAAAGAACAUACUGGCCAUCAUCCUAAAGACCUGCAGUUUCGUGCAGUACAGGAGACAGUUGCAGAACGCUCCUCCCGCAUUUGGAGUGGAGCUACAGAAAAACUCAGUGGCUAACACUCGCCCUGCCCCCACCCCUCCUCAAGUGGUCAUGCAGGACCAGACCCCUCUCCCCGAAGUAACAACAUGUGAACACACAUGACAUGCAGAUAGGGUGAACCCUGGAAAUGUCAAUAUGAGUAUAUAUGACCCUUAAGGAUGCUGGCUGGGAACAGUGUUCCACACCUUUUAGUGUGUGUGAACACACAGAAGAUCAUGAUCCCUAAUGCUUAAUGGCACACAGGACACUGCAGACGCUGAGCGAGUAUGAAGCACUCACUGCUGUAUCCAAAGCCGUCAUGGUGCAAAACACAGUAUUACUUGUGACUUUGUGAAAGCAUCCCCCCCCCCCGAUAAAUCCAUUUAACUGUGUAUUUUUUCUAACUGUACAAAUGAAAAAAGGCAACUACUGCAAGAUUAGAGGAUAUAUUUUUGAAUUGUGUGUGUUGCAUUCUAAUCUUAAACUUAAGGGUCUGUUUGCUGUUGUGUGUAUUUCUGUUGCUCGAAUGUUCUUAGUAGUUGAGGGCUUUAACUCGUCAAAGUCAAAGGGGGAAACCAAUGAAAUAAUUGAAGUAAUGGGGAUGAACAUAACAGUUAAAGCUUUCUCUUGAAAGAAGUGUGUUUUUAUAUGUGAUUCUUUGAUAAAGUAUUGUGUACAAGAAAAAAGCAUUUUUGGUUUAUCACUGGCUGUAAAAGGAUUUGACAUAAAAUCAUCUCAAAGUUA
This is a messenger RNA of Melanotaenia boesemani (Boeseman's rainbowfish), 2947 nucleotides long. Its product is annotated as transmembrane protein 121. The transcript is spliced from 2 exons. The record is from RefSeq and is a predicted model, not a curated record. Lineage: Eukaryota; Metazoa; Chordata; Actinopteri; Atheriniformes; Melanotaeniidae. Bases 1376 to 2326 code for a protein of 316 amino acids.